Molecule: messenger RNA, 1077 nt
Organism: Cinclus cinclus
Lineage: Eukaryota; Metazoa; Chordata; Aves; Passeriformes; Cinclidae
Gene: BPNT2
Product: 3'(2'), 5'-bisphosphate nucleotidase 2
Exons: 5
Coding region: 1-1077 (358 amino acids)
Biological process (GO): phosphatidylinositol phosphate biosynthetic process; skeletal system development
Cellular component (GO): endomembrane system
Molecular function (GO): 3'-nucleotidase activity
Source: RefSeq, a predicted model, not a curated record
AUGGCCCCCAUGGGUAUUCGCCUCUCGCCGCUCGGCAUGGCCGUGUUCUGCCUGCUGGGGCUGGGCGUCCUCUACCACCUCUACUCCGGCUUCCUGGCCGGCCGCUUCGCCUUCUUCAUGCUGAGCGAGCCGGCGGCCGGCGGGCCCGAGACGCCGCACGGCUCUGCGCCGGUAGGCACCGUGGACCUGCGGGAGCUGCUGGCCGUGUCCGUGCUGGCCGCCGUCAGGGGCGGCGAGGAGGUGAAGCGGGUCCGCGAGGGGAACGUCCUCAACGCCAAGGCGAAGGGCAAGACGCGGGAGGGGGCCGAGGAGCAGCUGACCGCGGGCGACCUCCUCUCCAACCGCAGGAUGUUCUACCUGCUGAAGGCCGCCUUCCCCGCCGUGCAGAUAAAUUCUGAGGAGCGUGUUGAUACAGCUGAUCAGGAGUCAGUCUCCUGGGAUCACAUUAUUCCUGAAGACAUAAAGCAAAAAAUACAGCCUAAAGAGGUUCCAGCAGAAAGUGUCACUGUCUGGAUCGAUCCUUUAGAUGCUACACAAGAAUAUACAGAGGAUCUUCGACAGUAUGUCACCACUAUGGUUUGUGUGGCUGUAAAUGGUAAACCAGUCAUAGGUGUGAUACACAAGCCCUUCUCAUCAUACACAGCUUGGGCAAUGGUGGAUGGUGGGUCAAAUGUAAAAGCUCGUUCCUCCUACAAUGAGAAGACCCCAAGAAUUAUUGUGUCCCGUUCCCAUGCAGGAAAAGUUGAGCAGGUUGCACGGCAGACAUUUGGAAAUAAAACGGUGAUAAUUCCCGCUGGUGGAGCAGGCUAUAAAGUGCUGGCCCUCCUUGAUGUGCCUGAAAAGAAUCAAGAAGAAGCUGACGUGUAUAUCCAUGUCACCUACAUUAAGAAGUGGGACAUAUGUGCUGGAAAUGCAGUGUUGAGAGCAUUGGGUGGCCAUAUGACUACCCUGACUGGUGAAGAAAUUAGUUACACUGGGUCAGAUGGCAAUGAAGGAGGACUUAUAGCCAGUAUCAACAUGAACCAUAAAGCACUAAUAGAAAAACUCCCAGAUCUGGAAAAAACGUCACACAAAUAA